Coregonus clupeaformis (lake whitefish) is the source of this 5211-nucleotide messenger RNA. Its product is annotated as zinc finger protein 513-like. Gene Ontology annotation, biological process: regulation of transcription by RNA polymerase II. The coding region runs from base 350 to 2266 and encodes 638 amino acids. NCBI's taxonomy places the organism in Eukaryota, Metazoa, Chordata, Actinopteri, Salmoniformes, Salmonidae. Gene Ontology annotation, molecular function: DNA-binding transcription factor activity; RNA polymerase II cis-regulatory region sequence-specific DNA binding. The transcript is spliced from 6 exons. The record is from RefSeq and is a predicted model, not a curated record.
GCGGAAGAGACUGUAUACAAUGGAAAACAAAAAAUCAAUUAAGUUAUGAAAAACAAUAUUAAUUGCCUUUCUUUGUCGCCGCUGCACAUACAGAAAUGGCGGAUAUCUAGACACGACAAAUUAGCCUGGUAACGUUGUGCAGUCGUUGACGCUAGCUAGCCAACUAACAUCAUUAACUAGCUAGCUAGCUAGCUGUCAACAAAGGAUCAUUAAGGGCCAGGAGCAAGCUAGCAAGCUGCAACAACAUCCACAUGAUAGACAGCGAUUUGAUCUGUCUGCAUCCUGAUACUCUACUUGAACCACUGGAGAAGUUCCUGAGGUCUUUCAGAAGAGAGAGGCUGACCGGAAGAUGCCAAGAAGAAAACAACAGCAUCCUCAACCUGUCAAGUUGGAUUCUGAAGAUGGAGUAGUAACCAUUGGAGCUCCAGGAAGCCUGACCUUGAAGGCAGAUUUCCUUCUGGGACACGACCUUGAGUUUGGUGACUCCGACCAUGACAAGACCCUAGGCCUGGACGACAAAUACUCAGACUCUGUAUCGGCUGAGAUCGGCUUCUCUGUGUACCCUCUGGGUGAUGAGGAAGAGGGUUGUGUCUACCGCCGUCUUAGUAUGGAGGGCGACGCAGACGACCCCCGCACCGCCACCGAGAGCUGCAGGGACCAGGGAGACGGUCCAGCCUCCCAGCCCGACCUCGAGGCCCCCUUCCCCCCCUACCUGUCCUGCCGGGGCUGUGGCCUGGACCUGGUGGGACCCUACUGCCACCGGUGCUGCAAGGGAGGAGGAGGAGGAGGGGAAUUCAGCGCCGCGUUUGGCGGCUUUCGCUCCGGUUCGCGGUCACAAGCGGACGAUAGCGAGGAAGGAGGGGACGACAACUCGAUGAUGGGUGACGACGGCCCGUCGUCCAAGCUCCACUCCUGCCAGCUGUGUGGGUUCUCCUCCCGCUACGCCAACCACGUCAAGAGGCACAUGAAGACUCACAACGGGGAGAAGCCGUACCACUGCCCCCUGUGUACCUACGCCUCAGCCCAGCUGGUCAACCUGCAGAGACACCUGAGGAUUCACACUGGGGAGAAACCAUACAGGUGUGACCGCUGCUCCUUCGCCUGCAGUUCCCUAGGCAACCUGAAGAGGCAUCAGAGGAUGCAUGUGGCUGGACAGGAAGCAGUUAGACCUGCCUGCGGUCCUUCUAUUGGUCCCUCUGCCGGUGUCCAUCCUGCUAUUGGUCCCUCUGCCGGUGGCCAUCCUGCUAUUGGUCCCUCUGCCGUUGGCCCUCCUCUUAUUGGUCCUCCUGCUAGUGGGCAUGGUCUUAAGAGGAAGGAGGAGCCCAGUGCUUCAGCUGAAGAAGCUGUGAGGCCUGAUCUAAACCUCCACAAUAGAGACUACCUGCCACGCUACAGCCGACCAAGCAGACCACUGGAGCAACAGCUCCCUGACCACCAGCCCCCAAGACUUGAGGCCCCUGGCUGCGGGCCUGGACUUGGGGCUAGGGUCGGAGCUGGGACUAAGUCUGGGCCUGUGGUGGGAGUGAAGUCAGAGGACUCUCUCCCUCCUCUCCUCUUCCCCUUCACCUGUCGUCUCUGUGGUAUCCCCCUGGAGGACGAGGACGGUUCCACCGCCCAGAUCUGUGCCAAGUGCACCCUGGACAUGCUGACCAAGAACUCAUCCGGGCCCAACAGCCCCGGGGAGCGCGGGGACAAGGUCUACACCUGCAGCGCCUGUCCCUUCCUCACCCACUACCCCAACCACCUGGCGCGACACAUGAAGACACACAGCGGCGAGAAGCCCUACAAGUGCCCUCAGUGCGACUACGCCUCCGCCCACUUCGACAACCUGAAACGCCACCACAGAGUCCACACGGGCGAGAAGCCCUACAAGUGCCACCUGUGUGACUACGCCUGUGGCAACCUGGCUAACUUAAAACGGCACCAGCGGGUCCACUCGGGCGCCAAGCCGUUCCAGUGCGAGGUGUGCAGCUACAGCUGUAACCAGAGCAUGAACCUGAAGAGACACAUGCUGAGACACACGGGCGAGAAGCCCUACAAAUGCCAGGAGUGUGGCUACACCACGGGACACUGGGACAACUACAAACGCCACCAGAAGAAACAUGGCCUCGCCACCGACGGAUGGGUCAAAGUUCAGAUGGCGGGCGCCCACAAGGAAGAGGGGGGUGAGGAGGAAGAGGAGGAGGAGGAGGAGGAAGAAGAGAGGGUGGUGGGACAGCCGCAGAGGAAAGGAGGAGAGGUGAUGAUGCAGUACAUGUCCAGAUAGGAGAGGAACAGAGCUGUACCACAGAACAUGAGAUUGGAAAAUAACAGCUACCAGCAAAAUCUAGAUUUUUUUUUGUAUUGUAAUUGUUUUUGUCAAUGUUUUUUUUUUCCUGCAGCUGCUAUGUAGAAUCAUGCACAAUUGUAGAACAUGGUGAUUAUUAUUGGAAUGUUUUGAUGCCUUUGGACAGAAAGUAAGGAGGGUGAAGGAAGCUAUACCGAGCCUCUGGUUGCAGCUGUGUUGCCAGGCGAAUGGACUGGGAUGAGGGUUCUACUUUAACGUUCCCCCCAAAAUACUACCUGCAUUCUCCACCAUAUGCUGUCCCCCCCAACAGUGGCCUACAUAUCCUAACUUCAUUUUACAUUAUGCCUUACAACCCCUCUAUAGUCUCUGCUUACCAGUCUACUAUUCCAACCCCUCUAUAGUCUCUACUUACCAGUCUACUAUUCCAACCCCUCUAUAGUCUCUACUUACCAGUCUACUAUUCCAACUCCUCUAUGCUUCCAUCUUCUCUCCUCCGCAACCCCCCUAUCUAUCCCCAUAAUAACCCUCCUCAACCCCCCUAUCUAUCCCCAUAAUAACCCUCCUCAACCCCCAUAAUAACCCUCCUCAACCCCCAUGUCUAUCCCCAUAAUAACCCUCCUCAACCCCCAUGUCUAUCCCCAUAAUAACCCUCCUCAACCCCCAUAAUAACCCUCUUCAACCCCCAUAAUAACCCUCCUCAACCCCCAUGUCUAUCCCCAUAAUAACCCUCCUCAACCCCCCUAUAUAUCCCAAUAAUAACCCUCCUCAACCCCCCUAUCUAUCCCCAUAAUAAUCCUCCUCAACCCCCCAUAAUAACCCUCCUCAACCCCCAUGUCUAUCCCCAUAAUAACCCUCCUCAACCCCCAUGUCUAUCCCCAUAAUAACCCUCCUCAACCCCCAUGUCUAUCCCCAUAAUAACCCUCCUCAACCCCCAUGUCUAUCCCAAUAUCCCUCCUACUGUUAUUCCUUGGGGCGCGUUCAGCAGGACACGUCUUGGAACCUUCGGAUAGAAAUGUACGUAGAACAAACAUGCCUCUCUUCAUGGAAUUUCUAUCUGCAACGUUUGGCUACUGAACCUGGCCCUGUUUGGCUAGUGAACCUGGCCCUGUUUGGCUAGUGAACCUGGCCCUAUUUGGCUAGUGAACCUGGCCCCGUUUGGCUAGUGAACCUGGCCCUGUUUGGCUAGUGAACCUGGCCCUGUUUGGCUAGUGAACCUGGCCCUGUUUGGCUACUGAACCUGGCCCUGUUUGGCUACUGAACCUGGCCCUGUUUGGCUAGUGAACCUGGCCCCGUUUGGCUAGUGAACCUGGCCCCGUUUGGCUAGUGAACCUGGCCCCGUUUGGCUAGUGAACCUGGCCCCGUUUGGCUAGUGAACCUGGCCCCGUUUGGCUAGUGAACCUGGCCCCGUUUGGCUAGUGAACCUGGCCCCGUUUGGCUAGUGAACCUGGCCCCGUUUGGCUAGUGAACCUGGCCCCGUUUGGCUAGUGAACCUGGCCCCGUUUGGCUAGUGAACCUGGCCCUGUUUGGCUAGUGAACCUGGCCCCGUUUGGCUAGUGAACCUGGCCCUGUUAAGAAAUGCCCUUCUGAAGGAGUGUUUGUGGACUUAGCCUGAUCCCAGAUCGGUUUGUGCUUUCUUGCUAACCAACUGCUGCCAAGACAGCACAAACAGAUCUGGGACCAGGCUAGUGUAGUGUCAAAAUGUGUUGCUGUGGAAACGCUCGCUGUGUUCAUAUGAACUGUGAAGUUAGCCCAUUGUUACGUCCUCAUGUCUGUUUUUACUUGAAGUAAGGAUGCUUCCCUAAUGGCACCCUGUUCCCCAAGGGGCCCUGGUUAAAGUAGUCCCUGUUCCCCAAGGGGCCCUGGUUAAAGUAGUGCCUGUUCCCCAAGAGGCCCUGGUUAAAGUAGUGCACUAUAAAGGGGAAAAGGGUGACAUUUGGGAUGGAACCCAAGACGACACGUGAAGUUUUAAGCAUGAUCUGAGAAGUGUCAACUAAAUGUAUAGCGUUUUAUAUUUUUUUUGUGUGAUUGUAUUUCCUCAUUAGAAGGGCAUAUUUUUUUAUUAUAUAUAUACAUAUAGAACUUUUUCGUUUUUUCCUAUCUUGAAGAAUGUGACGUUAAGCUUGUUUAUAUGGGACAAAUAUACAAGGACCAUGAACUUUACAAAUCUUAUCAAGUGAAUUAUUACUACUACUACUACUACUACUACUACUACUACUACUACUACUACUACUACUACUACUACUAUAUGCAGUUACAUUAUUUUCAGGUUUAAAAUAAAUGAUGGAACAUCGUUUGAAAUGCAUUGAUUAGCCCUAGCCUGAAGCGUCAUGUCUAGUGUAGAGAAAUAUUCUGUGUAGGUAGAAGAUGGGUGUAUUCAUUCCGCCGAUUGUUGCAAAUGAAAACGGGGAGGGACCUACCUGAAUUUGUCCAAUAGAAACUGUUCUGGUCCUUUUUCAAUUCAGGCAGUAAAAUGAAAUUCCAAAUAAUCCUGGCAGAAUUACAGCCAUUUGGUUUUGUUGUGUUUUAGAAUGGGAGACAUGUCUUUUUGUGUGUAAAUGUUAAGACGUGUGCAGCGCUUAAAAAGGAAAGAGUCACUCAUUUUGAAUGUUAUUGUUCAUCUCUGAGCGACGUUCUAUCGAUUCCUGUGGUCGGUUUAUGUUUUAUAUUGGGAGUUAUUCAAACUACAGAAAUACAGCUGGUAUGACAAGUUUUGCAUCAAACAUGAAAUGGCUCCGGGAAUCGAUAGAACAUCGCUCGGAGAGGCAACAAAAAAAACAAGUCAAAAUGGGUUAAUCUUUCUUUUUAUUAAGGCCAUGUUAAGCUCUACCUACAUACAGUCCCCGAGUGUAACAAUACUUCUUAUGCAGUGCUUUCAUAAUUGCCUUAAGUAUUUUGAAAUAAACACAUGGACUUUGUUCACUCAG